CAACCCAUCCUCGUAACUUCGCGACUCUGCCGUCGAGCUCCCGCACUUUGCGCGAUCAUCAAACUCGCGCGUGCCAACCAGGACUUGGUUGAUUUUUAUCUCGAAUUUCAUCUACCUUGCUCACUUGUUACCCUAAUAUCUCGUCAAAAAUGGCGUCCUCUUCGCGCAAACGCCCCAGGCCCGAGGUCACCUCCGAAGACAACAGAGCAGAGUGCCCCUUUUCCAUCCGAGUAGUCGACCCCAAGGAGAAGGAGCAGAAGAAGAAGAAGCGGAGACGCACCGAUGCCGAAGAGGAGGAAGCCGCGCCGAGGAUGUCCUUGCAGAUGUCGCCCUUCGCGCCCUCGGGCAAAUUCAAGACAUACGAGACUAUGGACAUAUACUACCAGGUCGACCCGGCCAAGAGAUGGACCGACAUGACGCGAUAUAACAGCUUUGUCCUCAACGGCGUGAAGUACUUCAGUGAAGGCUUCAUCUAUGUUGCAAAUGACUCGAGCAUCGAGCGGCAGAAGGCGGCCACCACUAAAGAGCAGCAGGGCCAGCCGCGGAAAAAGUCGGAUGACGAUUGGGUCGCCCGUAUCCUCGAGAUCCGGGCUAGCGACGAGCAUCACGUCUACGCCAGAGUUUAUUGGAUGUACUGGCCAGACGAGCUGCCCCCUGGCACCCACGAUGGCAAGAGAGUUGUGAGCAGCCGCCAGUCGUACCACGGCGUCAAUGAGUUGAUCGCUUCCAACCACAUGGACAUCAUCAACGUUGUCAGCGUGACUGCCCCUGCGCUGGUGAACCAGUGGUACGAGGAGAACGACGAAGAGAUUCAGAAUGCCCUUUACUGGCGGCAAGCAUUCGACGUCCGGACCUACGAACUCUCAUCUGUUGAAAUGCUAUGCAAAUGCUCCCUUCCUGGAAAUCCCGACAAGACCCUGAUUGGGUGCACUACCGAACCGUGCAAGACAUGGCUUCACGAAGAAUGUAUCAAGCACAACGCCCUGCUCGAGACAUUCAAACGCCUGGGCACGGACAAGCCACAUCGCUCCGAUCCCGCCAAAGCUGACAAGGCAGGGGCUGAGGGGAAGCGCCCCUUGAGCCCCACCACCGAGACCGGAGCUGCAGUAUCGGCACAGCAAUCGAUCGAUGUCAAGCAGGCUACAGAUGCCGUGCACGUCGGCAACAAUGGCAAUGUCGAGGUGAAGGGGCCGGAGGAUGAAGAUGCGUCUGCCGCACCGGAGGAUAAGACUCCAGAAACUGGGACCAAGUCCGCGGUUUCUGCCGCCACGAAGGAAAAGGCCGGGUCUGAAACCCCCAGCAAGGGGACACCAUCCAAGGCAGCAGGAUCUGCGAAGAAGCUGGCAAAGUCACGAAAGAGGCAGGGGGAGGGAUUCGGCGAGGGGGCGAAGCCGUACAUGGGGCUAUUCGAGGUGACCCUGAGGAUGGACACCAGCCCGCCGAUAUUGGAGUUCAGCGACCUGCGGGAAGGGAUUGUUGGCGGAGACAAGACGUGGACAGAGCCGAUCAAGUGUUUGCUAUGCGGCUCCCAGAUCAAUUAGGCGUUGGUCAUUGAAGGGGAUUCAAUUCAGAUCGACGCUCCAAUGCCGAGCUUCAACCCCUUGGCGGAGGUGAUUCACCACCCGCCGAGAGUGCUCUGGAAGCGCAA
Molecule: messenger RNA, 1648 nt
Organism: Phialemonium atrogriseum
Lineage: Eukaryota; Fungi; Ascomycota; Sordariomycetes; Cephalothecales; Cephalothecaceae
Exons: 4
Coding region: 150-1541 (463 amino acids)
Molecular function (GO): chromatin binding
Source: RefSeq, a predicted model, not a curated record